UAACAGCUAACCAUUAUGCAAGGAGAACCCCAUUCUCCCCUGCAUGGUCACAAUAGAUGGUUCAGUCCAUUUUAUUGGCUUCUGCAUUUAAACCAGCUCCACCACCCUCAGUGGCUUCUUUCACCAAAACCAGGACUGGAGCAGCAGCCAGAGAUCAUGUCAGCUUUCGGUUUCCUCGCUUCGUUAUCAGAGGAUCAUUUCGUCUGUACGAUCUGCCUGAACGUCUUCAGUGACCCGGUCACUACACCUUGCGGUCACAACUUUUGCAGGACCUGCCUCAGUCAGCACUGGGACAGAAGUGAGUUAUGCCACUGUCCAACGUGCAGUAAAAGAUUCUAUGUGAGGCCCGAGUUCUCCACAAACACCGUCAUCGCAGAGAUUUCAGGCCAAAUCAAGAAGAGGAAGGUGGAGACACUUGAAGAUGUGGACGCACCGGGAAAAGUGAAGUGCGACGUGUGCGCUGAUUUACAGUUCAAGGCCUUGAAGUCUUGCCUGGUGUGUCAGAUGUCGUACUGCGAAGCCCAUCUGGAGCCUCACCAGAGAGUUCCCUCUUUAAUGAGACACGAGCUGAUCGAGCCGGUGGAGAAUCUGGAGGAGAGGAUGUGCAGGAAGCACGAGAGGAUAAUGGAGUGUUCCUGCAGAGAUGGUCAGGUGUGCAUCUGUCUGCUGUGCAGUGAGACAGACCACAAAGACCACAAGACAGUGCCUGUUAAAGAAGAAGGGGCUCAGCAGAGAGAAAAUAUUGAGUCUCAAAAAGCAAAGGUCAAACUGAUGAUUGAGGAGAGGAUGGAAAAGAUGAAGGAAUUUACAGAGUGCUCCGAACUGCGGAACGUAAAAGCAGACCAAGAGAUUGAGGAGAGCAAUACACUAUUCAGUAACCUGAUAAACAAAGUUGAAGAGAUGCAGGCAAAACUACAAUCAAACAUUCAAAUCAAGCUCAGAAAGUCACAAGAGAAAGACGAAGUGGUAAUUCAGGAGUUGCAUGACGAAAUCGCAGAACUGGAGAGAAAACACUCAGAACUGGACGAGCUUUCACAAAAUGAGGACCACCUGUGGCUCUUACAGACUUCGAAGGCUCUGAGCAAUAUUUCAGCCUCCAAGGAUUGGUCCAAGAUCAAGGUUUACUCAGACUUGGGUGUUCAGACGGCGAGGAGAGCCAUGGCUGAUCUUGUGCACACUUUCAAAACUGAACUGAAAACUCUCACAAAAGCAGAACUGACCACAAUGAGGCAAUAUAAAGAAUCAGUCACCUUUAACCCUUCCACUGCCGGUGAGGGCCUUGUGGUGACAGAAUCUGGGAAACGUCUGAAGUACUCCAGAGCAGCAAGCCUCUCGUCUGACUCUGGGAGGUUUGACUGUCCCAUGGCCUUUGGGACAGAGGGCUUCACCUCUGGCCGGCACUACUGGGAAAUCCAAGUGGCCCUGACAAAUGGCUGGGAUGUGGGUGUUGCCAAGGAAACUGUAAACAGAUCAGGAAAGGUUUUUUUGAAAAGAGAAAAUGGAUUCUUUGCCAUAGGAAAAAGGUUUUUGGACUAUAAAGUUCACUCCACACCCUACAUAGUUCUCUACCUUUGCCCUAGACCAAGGUUAAUAGGAGUGUACCUGGACUAUGAAGAAGGCAGAGUCUCAUUUUUUGAUGUGAAUGAGGACUUGCAUAUUUACUCUUUCACAGGGGAGUCUUUCACAGAGAAACUAUUUCCAUACUUUUAUCUACUAGGUACAUCAAAGAAGUCUGAGCCUUUACUUAUUAAGGAUUGACUUAAUUCUAAUUCACUUCCUUCAACAAUCAAAAUGAUGAAUAAUAAGAUCAAAGUUUAGAACUCAGAUGAGUGCUGCGCAAUCUGAACAUCAAAAAACACUUGGAAAUGACCAAUUUAAGAUGAAUAAUUAUGUUUAUUUUUUAAAAUAAACGUUGUGAUACUGACACAGAUACGUAACAUGAUUAAUUCAUUUAAAAUUCCAGGCUAUAAACCUUGCAAUUGUUUAUUAUGUAUUCUGUUUAUUCAGCUGUCCUGAUAUCGCAUCACAGCAUUUACAUUCGAGUGGGGUCAGGUGCACUGAAAAUCUGACCCUAGGAUCUCCUGAGUACAGCACCAUGUACGGUAGCUACCACAGCCACUUCUGUAAAAACGGAGGGAGCUUGAGGUGCAUUUAAGUGUACCUCUUAAACUCACCUGAAUGGCUAGGAGGUUUAAGUACCUUAAAAAUGUUAAAUGUAUUUCUUUCAUGUCAGUAUUUAAGUUUGAUUAAUAAUUUGGGCUCUUUUCACCAGGGUUCAUGAGCUUUAUGGACAGGGCCUGAGCUUAUGGGUAUAUGCUGUCCAGGAGGGUCAGCGUCUGUCUGUUUGUCUGAAUGCUGUUAGCCUCAGGAUGCAUAAGCUGGCAGUUUUAUGAAUGAAUUCUUUGCCUUCUGUUAUUUUGCAGGCAGCUUUUGCCCAUUACAUGAGGUUUCUGUGGAGGUACACAGCUGAGUUGAACUUGUUUACAUUGUUCAUAGUUCGUGUGAGUGGUGAAUGAGUCAUUUUCAUGUUACGCGUAUUACUCUCACGAUCAGAAGUGAAAACCGCCGAUCUAAAAGUUUUUCGUCAAUGUAGCAGUCAAUCUUGUUACAAUCAUAGAAAAUACUCACAGCUGAUUGGCUGGAGGAUAUGCAAAACUUGAAGAUUCCUGCAUGGCUCUGACGUAGUACAGAUGUUUUGUGACGUACAUUCAGAAUUCUUUCACUCUGUAGGAAUGAGCAGCAAGCUUUUUCAUCCCUCAGUGUAUAUGCAGAUAUGCCCGUACAUGAAGCAGGGAAAUUCAGUUUUGCAUGAAUUUUUGAACAAAGUGUUAUGGUGGUAUACCACUUCAGAACAAACAUGGUGUUGAUCGGAAAAACACCGGUCUGAUCAACAGUUUGACUGGACAUAUAUUUGCUCUUGAUCCUAUAAACUCAUUGACUGCCACAUAUGGUUACAUGUGAGUGUAAAUAUGCUAUUCACUGCUGUCUUGAACUGCCAUAUAUACAUAUUUUGGUUUUUCGUUUCCACGUUGCUGUUGUGUCGGUGACAAAAUGCUAGUGAUGGUAAUGUUUGUUGGUGUUGGGUUUUGUUUUUCUUGACUUGAGCUUGAUUUUCUUGUGUGUGAUAUUCCAAAUGGAAGUAGUUUAUUUAACACUGUGCAAAUGUUUUGAGCCAACAAAAUAAAAAUUCUUCCAAAGCGCCA
Oreochromis niloticus (Nile tilapia) is the source of this 3203-nucleotide messenger RNA. Its product is annotated as E3 ubiquitin-protein ligase TRIM39. The record is from RefSeq and is a predicted model, not a curated record. Bases 16 to 1758 code for a protein of 580 amino acids. Gene Ontology annotation, molecular function: protein binding; zinc ion binding. NCBI's taxonomy places the organism in Eukaryota, Metazoa, Chordata, Actinopteri, Cichliformes, Cichlidae. The transcript has 7 exons.